AUGAAUUAACCAAAUAAUGUUAUUUCAGAGAAUCUUGUGAUUUCAUAACCACUUUAUGAUAAUGAUUAAGCAGCACAAUCUAUAUAUGAUAAAUAUCUAAAAGAUUGUUCUUUGAUCCCAAUUCAAUUAAUAGAAGAAUCUAAGGAAAUCUAAGAAAGACCAUUUGCAGGAACAAGACAAAGCAGUUAGCAAUUAUCCAAUUAAAGAAAUGGACAUAAUAUUUAGGAAUUUAGUUCUUUAGAGAGAGAAUAAAGACACAGAAAUUAAUAACAAUUUUAGUAGAUAAAUUAUUAAUAUGAUCAGCACUAUCAAUAUUAUUAAAAUAAUUAAAUGAGAUAGUAACCUUAUUAAAAUAUCUAUUAUCAUCAGAGAUAAUAUAAUUAAUUAUAAAAUUAUUAUUAAGAUUAAUAUUAGUAUCAUUAAAAUAGAAGAAACUAAUAAAAUUAUAGAUUGGAUUAGGAAUAUUAUGGUAAUCGGAUGAGAAGAUAAGACUAAGGAAGAAGGAGAAUACAUCAUUAACCAAAAUAUGGAUUAGAUUAAAACGAAAUUGCAGCUUUAAGUGAAAUAGUUUAUAGAUAGAGUAAAGCUUAAUGUUGGGAUGAUGAAAAUAAGAAAUGCAGUAUAUGUAUUUCUUCUUUUGAGGAAAAUGAAAAAAUUCGAUUUUUACCAUGCUUACAUAGGUAUUAUUAUUAUACUUAUUUUUGA
Paramecium sonneborni is the source of this 705-nucleotide messenger RNA. NCBI's taxonomy places the organism in Eukaryota, Ciliophora, Oligohymenophorea, Peniculida, Parameciidae. The record is from the annotation of a GenBank genome assembly.